Raphanus sativus (radish) is the source of this 1473-nucleotide messenger RNA. RefSeq names its product protein TIFY 4B. Bases 164 to 1099 code for a protein of 311 amino acids. Gene Ontology annotation, biological process: response to wounding; regulation of jasmonic acid mediated signaling pathway; regulation of defense response. The transcript has 9 exons. Gene Ontology annotation, cellular component: nucleus. The record is from RefSeq and is a predicted model, not a curated record. Lineage: Eukaryota; Viridiplantae; Streptophyta; Magnoliopsida; Brassicales; Brassicaceae.
AAUUUCAAGCCCAUAGGACUCUCGUCUUAGACUUCUUCCCUAGUUCCUUUUUUUUUAUAACCUCCAAUAAUUACAAAAACACCCACUCCUCCUCUCCUCUCCUCUCCUCUCCUCUCCCGCGGGAGCCUCCCUGAAAUCCGCCGGAAUCUGAGAAAGAAAAGAGAUGGACGCAGCAGGAGGAGGAGUGACUUCCGCGAAGUCCAUACUGGAGAAGCCUCUGAAGCUCCUCACCGAAGAUGACAUUUCUCAGCUCACACGCGAGGAUUGCCGCAAGUUCCUCAAGGACAAAGGAAUGCGCAGGCCUUCUUGGAACAAAUCUCAGGCGAUCCAGCAAGUUUUAUCUCUCAAAGCUCUCUUUGAGCCCGGCGACGAUUCCGGCGCCGGCAUCCUCCGCAAGAUCCUCGUCUCUCCGCCGAAUCCCAAUCCCACUCGCGUUACAACAGCCAACGAACAGAUUCGUUCUCAGGAAGAUGAUGGCUCCAGCCUCAGAAGAGAUUCUCCAAGAUCAGCUGAGUUCUCCGGCGGUUCUGUACCCGACAAAGACAGCUACAACACUCUCUCUCCCAGCAGAAGCCCAGCAGAAACAAGUGCGCCGGUUGGGCAAAUGACCAUAUUCUAUAGUGGGAAAGUGAGUGUGUAUGAUGGUGUACCACCUGAAAAGGCCCGGUCUAUCAUGCAGUUUGCGGCCAACCCGAUUGAUUUGCCUGAAUAUGGUGUUUCUGCUUCUGCUAGAAUGAUUUCCAAGCCCAUGACCAUGAGUAAAGAGAAGAUGGUUGAACCUUCCCAUUAUGGCCUUGAAAAGGCAAAUGCUUCUCGAGAUUCUGAUGCGGAGGGUCAGGCUAACAGGAAAGUGUCGUUGCAAAGAUAUCUUGAAAAGCGGAAGGAUAGGAGAUUGUUUAAGAACAAAAAGGCUCCAGGAGUUGCAUCAUCUAGCUUGGAGAUGUAUCUGAAUCGUAGUCAGCCAGUGACCAACGCAUAUUCACAAAGCCUUGGCGGCGGCACAGGAAGAGGAGAACAGCACGAUUCAGCUGAAAAUCAGAGAAGAAGUCCCAAUCUAUCAGUUGAUCUGAACAGUGACUUAAAUAGUGAAGAUAACUAACAAGAUGACCAAAAACUGGGGAUGGUAUUACGGGUCAAAAGGCUCAUCAGAAAGCAGACGAGGAUUGUUCUCUAGUUCAUAAACAUGGCACAAGAAGAUUGAGCUGGAGGAGUCUUGUGAUCGAUCAAUUUCUGUUUAAUUUUCUUUUUUUUUUCUUUUUUUGUAUCAAUCUUUUUGUUAGGUAUGUAGUGCUGAGUUAGGUUAGUGACGGAAAUGUUAUUUGGUUCACUUGGAGAGAGAGAUGGCGAUGAUUUUUCCGGUUCGCAUUAUGUAAAUGUUCGUCUUUUUCUUUUCUUAUGACACUCUAGACAAAUGAGACGCCUUUGUUGAUUCUCUAACUUCGAAUUUCCAUCGCUACGAAACUUAUAUGUUCA